AUGGACAACUCGUCCUCAGAGACUAUGGACAUCGAGUCCGGGGACUCUUCCAUUCAGAAGCGCUUGACACUCACAUGGCGCAAUGUGAGCAUCAAUGUCACUGCCCCCGAUGCCGCUCUGGGCGAUACACUGUUGUCGGUGGCCGAUCCACGGCAGGCUCUGGGGUGGUUCAAGAAGAGCCAGCGACCAAAGAGGACGAUCAUCAAGGACGUCACGGGCCAGCUCCGACCAGGCGAGAUGCUGCUCGUUCUGGGACGCCCAGGAUCAGGGUGUACUUCUUUUCUCCGCGUGAUUUCCAAUGAUCGUGAAGCUUUCGAUGAAGUUGUUGGCGAGACUAUGUAUGGAAGCAUGGACCACAAACAGGCAAAAAAGUACCGGCAGCAGAUCAUGUUCAACAAUGAAGACGACGUGCACUUCCCGACAUUGACAGUUAACCGGACGAUGAAAUUUGCCCUACGAAACAAGGUUCCGAGAGAGCGACCCGAGCAUCUUCAGGACAGGAAGGAUUACGUUCAGGAGAAGAGAGAUGGCAUUUUGGAUUCACUGGGCAUCGGCCACACGAAGAAGACAUUGGUUGGAAAUGAGUAUAUCCGCGGUGUAUCCGGUGGUGAGCGGAAGCGUGUGUCUUUGGCGGAAGUUAUGGCUGGUCAGAGUCCCGUUCAAUUCUGGGAUAACCCGACUCGCGGUCUGGAUUCCAAAACUGCUGUGGAAUUUGCCCGUAUGCUCCGACGUGAGGCGAAUGAGAACCAGAAGACGAUGGUGGCGACAAUGUACCAGGCCGGAAAUGGCAUCUACGAUGAGUUCGACAAGAUCCUAGUCCUCGCAGACGGCCUCGUCACCUACUAUGGCCCGCGUGCGUUGGCUCGCGCUUACUUUGAAGACAUGGGAUUCGUAUGCCCCAAAGGAGCCAACAUUGCCGACUUCCUCACUUCGGUGACGGUGAUCACGGAACGAACUGUCGCACCAGGCAUGGAGGAGAAAGUGCCAAACACACCGGCCGAGUUCGAGGCUCGUUACAACCAGAGUGUGAUCCACUCCCAGAUGAUGGAUGACAUUGUUCCGCCGGAGAAGCUCGUUAGCGAAGAGGAAAACCUGGCGCUUGCGGUGGCAAUGGAAAAGAGAAAGCAACAUAUCCCUCGGAGUCAGAGUGUCUACACUGCUGGUCUCUGGGAUCAGAUUGUCAGCUGCACUAUUCGUCAAUUCCAGAUCUUGGCUGGUGAUAAGCUCUCCAUCAUCAUCAAGGUGGUGUCUGCUAUUUUGCAGGCUCUUGUCUGCGGUAGUUUGUUCUACAACCUCAAAUUAGACAGCAGUUCUAUUUUCUUACGACCUGGGGCCCUCUUCUUUGCUGUUCUGUACUUCCUUCUCGAGACGAUGUCCGAAACGACCGCAUCAUUCAUGGGUCGUCCUAUUCUUUCCCGGCAAAAAAGAUUUGGCUUCUACCGACCUACGGCUUUUGCCAUCGCCAAUGCGAUCACUGAUGUUCCCAUUGUCUUGGUUCAGGUAUCAUGUUUCUCAUUGAUCCUAUAUUUCAUGGCUGGGAUGCAGAUGGACGCGGGCCGGUUCUUCACUUACUGGAUUAUUGUCAUUGUGCAGACAUUAUGCUUCAUGCAGAUGUUCCGAGCCAUUGGUGCGAUGUGCAAAAACUUUGGUAAUGCGUCCAAGAUGACUGGCUUUCUCUCAACUGUCUUUUUUGUCUAUGGAGGGUAUUUGAUUCCCUUCGAGAAGAUGCAUGUGUGGUUCCGUUGGAUCUUUUACCUGAACCCCGGUGCGUACGCCUUUGAGGCCCUGAUGGCCAACGAGUUUGUGGGCUUGGAACUGGAAUGUAUUGCGCCCGACUACAUUCCAUACGGAUCUGGAUACCCCAGCGGCUCCUCUCCUCACCGUGGUUGCACUGUCAAGGGAAGUAAUGCGGAAGGCAUCAUUGAUGGCGCCACCUACAUCAAGGAGCAGUUUCAUUACUCUUAUCACCAUAUCUGGCGAAGCUUCGGUAUCAUCAUCGGCUUUUGGUCAUUCUUCGUCUUUUUGACUGCAAUUGGUUUUGAACUGCGCAACUGCCAAUCCGGAUCAUCGGUUCUUCUCUACAAGCGGGGUGCCAAAACCAAGAAGGCGGACGAGGAGAGCAGCGUUUCUCCCAAGUCCGAUGCCCUUGCGCAGACGGGCAAGCAGUCCACGUUCACAUGGAACCAUCUUGACUACCACGUUCCUUUCCACGGCGAAAAGAAGCAGUUGCUCGACCAGGUGUUUGGCUAUGUGAAACCAGGUAACCUGGUCGCGUUGAUGGGGUGCUCUGGCGCAGGAAAGACUACGUUGCUCGAUGUAUUAGCUCAGCGAAAGGACAGCGGUGAGAUUUAUGGGUCCAUUCUGAUCGAUGGUCGCCCGCAAGGUAUUAGCUUCCAGCGUACUACCGGCUACUGCGAGCAGAUGGAUGUUCAUGAAGGCACGGCGACCGUGAGAGAAGCCUUGGUAUUUUCUGCUCUCCUUCGUCAGCCCGCCAGCGUGCCACGCGAAGAGAAGAUUGCCUAUGUGGACCACAUCAUUGAUCUCUUGGAGCUGAGUGACAUCAGAGAUGCCCUGAUCGGAGUACCCGGAGCUGGUUUGAGCAUCGAACAGCGAAAGAGAGUGACACUGGGUGUCGAGUUGGUCGCCAAACCAACUCUGCUCUUCCUGGACGAACCGACGUCGGGCCUGGACGGUCAAUCCGCUUACAACAUUAUUCGGUUCCUGAGAAAGCUCGUCGAUAGUGGGCAGGCUGUGCUGUGCACUAUCCACCAGCCUUCUGCCGUUUUGUUUGAUGCCUUCGACGCGCUGGUCCUGCUUGCCAGGGGCGGCAAGAUGACCUACUUUGGAGAAACUGGCGAGGAAUCCCACAAGGUUCUGGAAUAUUUUGCGAAAAAUGGUGCCCCCUGCCCUCCCGACGUUAACCCCGCUGAACACAUUGUCGAAGUCAUCCAAGGCAACACCGAGAAGCCUAUUGACUGGGUCGAUGUGUGGAGCCGAUCUGAGGAGCGUGCACGCGCUAUUGAAGAGCUUGAAGCCUUGAACAAGGAGGGUCAAGCGAACUCGGAUCAUGUGGAAGACCAGAACAACUUUGCAACCCCAACUUGGUUUCAAUUCAAAACGGUGCUGCAACGCCUCAUGACACAGAUAUGGCGAUCACCGGAUUACAUGUGGAACAAGAUCAUCUUGCACGUUUUUGCGGCCUUGUUUAGUGGAUUCACCUUCUGGAAGAUGGGAGAUGGGACGUACGCGCUUCAGCUUCGGUUGUUUGCCAUCUUCAACUUCAUCUUCGUGGCCCCUGGAUGUAUCAACCAGAUGCAGCCGUUCUUCUUGCACAAUCGCGAUAUCUUUGAGACCCGAGAGAAGAAGUCCAAAACUUACCACUGGAUUGCUUUCAUCGGAGCUCAAGCAGUCUCGGAAAUUCCAUACCUGAUCAUCUGUGCUACGCUCUACUUUGCGUGCUGGUAUUUUACCUCUGGACUGCCCGUUGACGCGUACAUCUCCGGCCAUAUGUACUUGCAGAUGAUCUUCUACGAGUUCCUGUACACUUCCAUCGGACAGGCCAUCGCCGCCUACGCCCCUAACGAGUACUUUGCCGCCAUUAUGAACCCCAUCCUCAUCGGCGCCGGCAUGAUCAGUUUCUGUGGUGUCGUGGUGCCGUACUCUAGCAUCCAGCCCUUCUGGCGUUACUGGAUGUACUACCUCGACCCGUUCACCUACCUGGUCGGUGGUCUUCUGGGCGAGGUCCUCUGGGACGUCAAGGUGAAAUGCGAGGCCUCGGAGUUUGUUCAAUUCAGUCCCCCGUCCGGCCAGACCUGCGGCCAGUACAUGUCCGAGUUUAUCUCGGAACAAACUGGCUACCUGCUGAAUGCGAAUGCCACCGACAGCUGUUCGUUCUGCCAAUACUCGACGGGCGCAGACUACGCAAAGACCUUUAACCUGAACGCGAAGUACUAUUCCUGGAGAGACACCGGUAUCACCGCGCUAUUCUGCAUCACAUCAUACGGACUGGUGUUUUUGAUGAUGAAGCUGCGCAGCAAGAAGACCAAGAGUGCGAGGUCGGAGUAA
Messenger RNA from Aspergillus sclerotioniger CBS 115572, 4065 nucleotides. RefSeq names its product putative ABC multidrug transporter. NCBI's taxonomy places the organism in Eukaryota, Fungi, Ascomycota, Eurotiomycetes, Eurotiales, Aspergillaceae. Gene Ontology annotation, molecular function: ATP binding; ABC-type transporter activity; ATP hydrolysis activity. The coding region runs from base 1 to 4065 and encodes 1354 amino acids. The transcript is spliced from 14 exons. Gene Ontology annotation, cellular component: membrane. Gene Ontology annotation, biological process: transmembrane transport. The record is from RefSeq and is a predicted model, not a curated record.